GCCACCUCCGUCGCCUCCCGCCGCCAUGAAGUGGAUGUUUAAGGAGGACCAUUCGCUGGAACACAGAUGCGUGGAAUCCGCGAAGAUCAGAGCGAAGUACCCCGACCGGGUUCCGGUGAUUGUGGAAAAAGUCUCAGGCUCUCAGAUUGUUGACAUUGACAAAAGGAAGUACUUGGUUCCCUCUGACAUCACUGUGGCCCACUUCAUGUGGAUCAUCAGGAAAAGGAUCCAGCUUCCUUCUGAGAAGGCCAUCUUCCUGUUUGUGGACAAGACAGUCCCACAGUCCAGCCUAACUAUGGGACAGCUUUACGAGAAGGAAAAAGAUGAAGAUGGAUUCUUGUAUGUGGCCUACAGCGGAGAGAACACUUUUGGCUUCUGAGGGCCAGUGCUUGCUAAGUGCACCGUUCCUGCUUGUGUAUCUUGUAAAUAACUGGCUGUUUUCAGUUCCUCUACCAGAGCCUCUUCACAUAGACCUACUAGUGCAUUUGUAACUGGAUUUAUUUCUUAAUAUAUUGGAAGGUUUUGUUUCCUUAGAUCAGUAAAUUAUACAGAGUUUUA
Messenger RNA from Peromyscus leucopus (white-footed mouse), 558 nucleotides. Its product is annotated as gamma-aminobutyric acid receptor-associated protein-like 2. Bases 26 to 379 code for a protein of 117 amino acids. Gene Ontology annotation, cellular component: autophagosome membrane; autophagosome; cytosol. Lineage: Eukaryota; Metazoa; Chordata; Mammalia; Rodentia; Cricetidae. The transcript has a single exon. The record is from RefSeq and is a predicted model, not a curated record. Gene Ontology annotation, biological process: cellular response to nitrogen starvation; autophagy of mitochondrion; macroautophagy. Gene Ontology annotation, molecular function: ubiquitin protein ligase binding.